This is a messenger RNA of Pelagomonas calceolata, 1215 nucleotides long. Lineage: Eukaryota; Pelagophyceae; Pelagomonadales; Pelagomonadaceae. The record is from the annotation of a GenBank genome assembly.
GGUCGCAUUGCUCGUCAGACGCUUCUGCUCGGGCUGAGCAAAUAAGCUCGUUCCAGCAGUACUUUGCCCCACCGCUGCGUGAGCAGCCAUGCGCACUGUGCUGCUGCUGCCGCUCGCGACAGCCUUCGUCACGCCGCACCGCCGCAUCCCAGCGCUGCAACGCGGCCAGCCCCUAGACGAGCUUGAGGCGACCGAGUCGGGCGGGCCGCUCGCCUGGUUCUUGAGGAGGGACAACCCGCUCUACGUCAGCGUGCCGUCGAGCGCCGCCAACUCCUUGAUCGCCGAGGACGCCGGCGUUUAUGAUUUUGAGGCCCAGAAGGAGGGCUGGAUCAAUUUUUCAUUGGCGGUCGGUGCGAUCUUAACCGCAUUAGCGGUGCUCUGGAUCUACCCCGCGACCGGGUAUAGUGAUGACGUCUUACAUUGGCUUGAGCACGAUGUCUGUGGAGACAACUCGCACUUAGUCACAUUGGCGUUCGGGAUUUUCUUCCCCAUCGUCCACUCGGGUUUAGCUUCCUUACGACCCCUCGCGGAACAAGUGGUAGGCGCGCGGUUCUGGCGCGUCGUUUUUGCAAGUUGCUCCUUACCAUUAGCCUACUCGUGGAUCGUCUAUUUUAUUGGACACGCCCACGACGGCUUCGAAUUCUGGAACGGCGAACCUAUUCCAUGGGUCCACGGUUUAGCAUGGACCAUCAACUUCCUCAGCUUCUUCUUCUUGUAUCCGUCUGUGUUCAAUUUGAAGGAGGUCGCCGCGGUAGAAAAGCCGAAAAUCCACUUGUGGGAAACAGGAAUAAUCCGCAUCACGCGGCACCCGCAGAUGGUGGGACAGGUCAUGUGGUCGGCGGCGCAUCUGGCGAUGGUGGGAACGACGUUCACUUUAUUGACGAUGAUUCUGUUGGUGGGCCACCACGUCUUCGCGGUCUGGAAUGGGGAUAGACGUUUGAAGGAUGAGCACGGUGAACGGUUUGAGCUGAUUAGAGAAAGGACGUCGGUGGUCCCCUUCGCCGCAAUAUUGGAUGGAAGGCAGCAAUUGCCGCCGGACUACUGGAAGGAGUUGCUGCGGGCGCCCUACGCGUUGAUUGCCGUCGGGACGUUGGGAGCGUACCUGGCCCACCCCUACAUGCAGGCGGGCGCCGCGCUCGUGGAAAACACGGGUCUUGUCAAGGGCGGGAUUUUAGAUCCGCUCUUCGCGAGUCUGGGGUAACUACUAUAGCUAGC